This is a messenger RNA of Centropristis striata (black sea bass), 1827 nucleotides long. It is a transcript of the gene slc48a1b, whose product is annotated as solute carrier family 48 member 1b. The transcript is spliced from 3 exons. Lineage: Eukaryota; Metazoa; Chordata; Actinopteri; Perciformes; Serranidae. Gene Ontology annotation, cellular component: lysosomal membrane; plasma membrane. The record is from RefSeq and is a predicted model, not a curated record. Gene Ontology annotation, molecular function: heme binding; heme transmembrane transporter activity. The coding region runs from base 292 to 726 and encodes 144 amino acids. Gene Ontology annotation, biological process: heme transport.
GUAGUGCAAUGUUUUUUUUGUGUGCAGCUGGACAGAAAUAAAGACAGCAAUCCCGACUAGAAACGCUUUGUCAUGUUUCACAAUCAACUCGCGCGCGUGUGUGGCAGCGGUCAUUAGUCAGCAGGACUCCCAUAGCUCGUCACAUUUUGUUCUCUCCGGCUCGUUUGCAGAUUGACCGGAUGCAGUUGUUUUGAAAUUAUCACCUCGCUGCUCGCGCUCAGACUCUCACUCGGUUCUCGUCUCUUCGGGCUCGUGUCUCUGCUUACCUAAUCAUUAGUUUUUUGUGUGAAAAUGGCUUUCAAUAAAACCUACAUCAGUAUCGGCUAUGCCUCGUUUGGUUUGCUCAUGGGCUUUUCUGCCUUUCUGGUGUGGAACAUCGCGUUCAGACAGCCGUGGACUGCAGCAAUGGGAGGACUGUCAGGUGUGCUGGCGCUUUGGACCCUGAUCACUCACAUCAUGUACCUGCAGGACUACUGGAGGACCUGGCUGAAAGGCCUCAAGUUCUUCUUCUUUAUGGGGGUCGUCUUCUCUCUGUUAGCAGUCGUGGCCUUCAUCGCCUUCCUGUCUGUUGCCAUCCACAAAAAGGAGUCGCUGACUGACCCUCGGAGUCUCUACCUGUCGUGUGUGUGGAGCUUCAUGAGCCUCAAGUGGUCCUUCCUGCUCACCUUGUCCGCUCACCGCUACCGCAAAGAGUUCGCCGACAUCAGCAUCCUCAGUGACUUCUAAGGGCACUCGAACAUCCCGCAGUGACUACACAGACUUUGGAGUACACUCGCUGUGCUGCCUUCUCAGCCUGAGAGUCCAAAGGUAAUGGAGGACAUUUGAAGAGGAACCAGAGGAGAGGCUGAAAUACUUUGUGUUGUGGAUAAACACCCUGAUCCUGGUUGCUCCCUGGCCUUCUUGGCCCAAAACCUCCUCCUUCUCCUCCUUUUUUUAUUAUGUGUGCAGGGUUUGUUGCUGACUUGGCCACUUUACACACAAAUCCGGCCCUAUUUUAUAUGAUCCCUGAUAGAUUUUACAUUCUCACUUCCUCAGCACCCUGCUUAGUCAUGCAUCUGCACAACUUCUUCAUGACGAAGUGAAUCCAAAAUAUGGUAACGUUUUUCAUGAUUUAGUGAAGGGAAUGGCUGUUCUACACACACACUCCUCAGUGGUAAUUAUCAGCUGCAGUUUCAUGCUGCAGCCACUAGAGAACGCCAUCCUUCCAGCAGUUAAACGCCAUGUACAAUAUGUGUGCUUCACAUCCCGACUUACAUCCUCUAUUUAAUUUUUUCUGCUUCAGUGAAUGAUGAAGAAUUGCACAUACAGAAAGUCUGCACAUCACGAUGCAUCAACCGUGUGGUGAACACAUGAUGUACAUCCAAGCACCGCCUGAACACAGUGUCAGGGUCUUGCAGAGGGCAGGUCACCCAAAAUCCUGCAGCUGAACGCUUUCAUGUAAUAAGCACCACAUGUCCUGGUUUUGAUGUAUUUGUGGACCAUGAAGGGGCAUUUUUAAUGUAAAGAAUUAUUUUUUUGUAUAAUUUUUUAUCAACGUGACAAACGAAAGUAAGCAUAAGUGUGAACACGGGCCUCAGUUACGGCUUUAAUUCAUGACUCAGUAGUGACACCACUAAUGUGCAUGCAUGGUGCUUAUAUUGUCCCCAUUUGAACCAUUUAUCACAUUUAUAUUGUUGCUUAAUGAGAUUAUUUUGCUGUAUUUCCUUCAUCUCUACAUUAUUACAAUGUGCAUUGUGUAUCCACAUGUAUCACUUGUCUGAAUGCAGGAGUGUGUGUUUGUAUAAGAGCGUGUCAGAGUCAUGUUAAUAAAAUAUGUUUUUUGACAUA